AUGAUCGAAUCCAUGAGAGACAUGAAGCACAGGAGCAACAGUCACGAAAGCCUGAAUCUGGAAAGGACUGCAAACAAGAUACUACACCGCAUGGAGGACAAGGCCAGCGAGGAUUCUUUGGAAGGCACAAGGGCAAGAAUAUUGGCGAACGCCCGAGCAAUCUACGGCCCGAAUCGGUGUCUCGACGUGAUAAGUUUCGCUCCAGCUUCCUCACGAAAGACUGGCGCCGCCAUCGUCGAACACAAUCCAACGAGCAAAUCGUAUCUACACUGCACUUCGGCGAAGGAGGACUCUCGGAUGGCUGCCUACGAGCACCUGCUUGUCAUCACUGAAGAUCUGCUACACCGUCUGAUGGAUACGGAGGGGAUCACGAGCAGUGGCUGGCUACCAUCGACACCCCAGUCACAACAUGCGGCAACGUACCAUGCUGCCAGUGUCAGUGGAAGCGCAGCAGGCAGUGUGUCGGCCAGCAGAAGGAGCAGCGCCACGCCCCAAGAGAUGAUCAUGCCGCCACCUGAGCGCUUCGCGAACGUCUUGCACACGCCUCACUCAUCCCAUCAUAUCCCAAGACCUCCUAUGGGUGCCAACGUACCGGCACUCGUGCGUGGUAACAGUGAUACAGCGUUUGGCAGCAACACUCCACAUCUACCUCCGCAGGUCAUUCCACGUACGGCGAGCGACGUGAUGAUACAGCAGCCUCAGCCAGUGCAGGCGGGGCAGUAUACGGGUCCUCGUUACGGACGCGUGCAGUGGAAGCUAGGAUCGGAGAGUUGA
This is a messenger RNA of Ascochyta rabiei, 774 nucleotides long. RefSeq lists its product as uncharacterized. The coding region runs from base 1 to 774 and encodes 257 amino acids. The record is from RefSeq and is a predicted model, not a curated record. The transcript is spliced from 3 exons. Lineage: Eukaryota; Fungi; Ascomycota; Dothideomycetes; Pleosporales; Didymellaceae.